This is a messenger RNA of Manis pentadactyla (Chinese pangolin), 8472 nucleotides long. It is a transcript of the gene ZBTB41, whose product is annotated as zinc finger and BTB domain containing 41. Gene Ontology annotation, biological process: regulation of transcription by RNA polymerase II. Lineage: Eukaryota; Metazoa; Chordata; Mammalia; Pholidota; Manidae. The record is from RefSeq and is a predicted model, not a curated record. The coding region runs from base 229 to 2961 and encodes 910 amino acids. Gene Ontology annotation, cellular component: nucleus. The transcript is spliced from 11 exons. Gene Ontology annotation, molecular function: RNA polymerase II transcription regulatory region sequence-specific DNA binding; DNA-binding transcription factor activity, RNA polymerase II-specific; protein binding.
UCGGGGAGGGCGCUGAGGUGUGGCUGAACCCGGAAGUGGGCAGGCGCGGGAGCGAGGGCGCCCAGAGUGGAGCUCAGCGGCCGGGAGCCAGCGGGGAGCCCUGGGUUCCCGACCAUGAACCCUUCUGGCAUGUCCCUCCGGAAGCUGUUGUCCAAGACAAUCUAGUUUUCUUUUCUAAAUCCCUUAGGACACUUAUGAAGUCUCUUGUUUGGAAAUUGUCGUACUGCAAUGAAGAAAAGGAGAAAGGUUACUUCACAUCUUGACGAGAAGAUCCAUCUAGGCUAUCCCAAAGGUUCUUUGGAAGGCAAUGUUGCAGUGGGGUGCGACCAAGUGAACUAUACUCAUUCCACAGAAAGACCAGCUCCUGAAGCUCUUCGCUGCUAUCAGGAACUUCCUCCCUCUCCAGAUCAGAGAAAACUUUUGAGUUCUUUGCAGUAUAAUAAGAAUUUGCUAAAGUAUUUAAAUGAUGAUAGGCAGAAGCAACCGUCCUUCUGUGACUUACUCAUCAUAGUAGAAGGAAAAGAAUUUAGUGCACAUAAAGUAGUUGUUGCUGUUGGCAGUAGUUAUUUUCAUGCCUGUUUGAGCAAAAAUCCAAGCACUGAUGUUGUCACCCUGGAUCACGUAACACACUCAGUGUUUCAGCAUUUGCUUGAAUUUCUUUACACAUCAGAAUUUUUUGUGUACAAAUAUGAAAUACCUCUUGUUUUAGAGGCUGCAAAAUUUCUGGACAUUAUAGAUGCAGUUAAGCUGCUAAAUAAUGAAAACGUUGCCACUUUUCAGUCUGAGCUAACUGGAAAGUCCUCACCAGAAGAAACAGUAAACGAAUUAACUGGAAGACUUUCAAGUAAUCAUCAGUGUAAAUUCUGUAGUAGGCAUUUUUGUUAUAAAAAGUCUUUAGAGAAUCAUUUGGCUAAAACCCACAGGUCCCUUUUAUUAGGGAAAAAACAUGGGUUAAAAAUGCUGGAGAGAAGUUUUUCCACAAGAAGAUCAAAAAGAAAUCGGAAGUGCCCUCUUAAAUUUGAUGACACCAGUGAUGAUGAACAAGAAAGUGGUGAUGGUUCAGACAAUCUGAAUCAAGAAAAUUUUGAUAAGGAAAAGUCAGAUAGAAAUGAUUCUGAGGAUCCUGGAAGUGAAUAUAAUGCUGAAGAAGAUGAGCUAGAGGAGGAAAUGUCAGAUGAGUACUCUGACAUUGAGGAACAAAGUGAGAAAGAUCAUAAUGAUGCAGAAGAGGAAACUGAGGCUGGUGAUUCCAUAGGAAAUAUUCAUGAGGGGUUAACGCCUGUAGUCAUUCAGAACAGUAACAAAAAAAUAUUGCAGUGUCCUAAAUGUGAUAAAACAUUUGACCGAAUAGGGAAAUAUGAAAGCCACACACGUGUUCACACAGGUGAGAAGCCCUUUGAGUGUGAUAUCUGUCACCAGCGCUAUUCAACAAAGUCUAACCUAACUGUUCACAGAAAGAAGCACAGUAAUGAGACAGAAUUUCAUAAGAAGGAGCACAAGUGCCCUUAUUGUAACAAACUUCAUGCGAGCAAGAAGACUUUAGCCAAGCAUGUUAAGAGAUUUCAUCCUGAAAAUGCACAGGAAUUUAUUUCUAUUAAGAAGACUAAGAGUGAAAGUUGGAAAUGUGAUAUUUGUAAGAAAUCUUUUACUCGAAGACCACACUUAGAGGAACAUAUGAUUCUGCAUUCUCAGGAUAAACCCUUCAAGUGUACCUAUUGUGAAGAACAUUUCAAGUCACGAUUUGCACGGUUAAAGCAUCAAGAAAAGUUCCAUCUGGGUCCUUUUCCAUGUGAUAUAUGUGGUCGUCAGUUUAAUGACACUGGAAAUUUGAAACGCCAUAUAGAAUGUACUCAUGGUGGAAAGAGGAAAUGGACUUGCUUUAUCUGUGGAAAAUCAGUACGAGAAAGAACUACUUUGAAAGAACAUUUGAGAAUCCAUAGUGGAGAGAAGCCUCAUCUUUGUAGCAUUUGUGGGCAGAGUUUUCGUCAUGGAAGCUCAUACAGACUUCACUUACGAGUACAUCAUGAUGAUAAAAGAUAUGAAUGUGAUGAAUGCGGGAAAACAUUCAUUCGGCAUGACCACCUUACAAAGCACAAAAAAAUACAUUCAGGUGAGAAGGCUCAUCAGUGUGAAGAAUGUGGAAAGUGCUUCGGUCGCAGGGACCAUCUCACUGUUCAUUACAAAAGUGUUCACCUUGGGGAGAAAGUGUGGCAAAAAUAUAAAGCAACCUUUCAUCAAUGUGAUGUUUGUAAGAAAAUUUUUAAAGGCAAAUCAAGUCUGGAAAUGCAUUUUCGGACGCAUUCAGGUGAAAAACCGUACAAGUGUCAAAUUUGCAAUCAGUCUUUUAGAAUUAAGAAAACAUUAACAAAACACCUGGUUAUUCAUUCCGAUGCUCGGCCCUUCAACUGUCAGCACUGUAAUGCAACAUUUAAGCGGAAAGACAAGCUGAAAUACCACACUGACCAUGUUCAUGGCAUAAAGUCUCUGGACGACCCUCUCAGUACCUCUGAGGAAAAACUUGUGUCCAUGCCAGUAGAGUACCCAUCUGAUGACAAGAUCUUUCAAACAGAAACAAAACAGUAUAUGGACCAGCCCAAAGUCUAUGAGUCAGAAGCCAAGGCUAUGCUACAGAACGUGUCUGCUGAAGUAUGUGUUCCAGUAACGCUGGUUCCAGUUCAGAUGCCUGACACGCAGAGCGACCUGGUGCGUCACACCACCACGCUCCCCCCGUCUUCUCACGAGCUCCUGUCGCCACAACCACAGUCAGCUGACUAUCCCCGAGCAGCGGAUCUAGCAUUUCUGGAAAAGUACACUCUGACUCCUCAGCCUGCAAAUAUAGUUCAUCCGGUCCGACCUGAACAAAUGCUAGGCCCUAGAGAACAGUCCUACCUUGGGGCAUUGCUGGGUCUGGAUAGCACUGCCGCUGUGCAGAGUCUUUCUAACAACGAGCCCCAUUCCUGAGGCAAUGUAAACAUUCCACAGACUUUUUCGGUGGUCGUGUGCUCAUGGUAGCUUAGAGUCUGUAGGCUCUAUUAAAUUGGUAGGGCUGCUAUUUUCUCAUUUUCCCUAGUUUCUCAAAUCCUUAGAACUGUUUCAAAUCAAGAAAAAAUGUCUCUGUUUACUGAACAUGUGACUAUUUGGACAUAUUUUGAGGUAUAAUAUUUGAAGCGAACAUUUUUGUGGUUUUUAAGGAUUAGUACUAAUUUUUUAAUGGUUUCUCAAACUUUUCAAAAUUAUUAGCUGUUGACAUUAUAAGGCUUUUUUUUUUUUUUAAUCAUCAGUGGAAAUUUUAUUCUUUAGUCUUGUUUCUCUUUUCUUCUUUCCCUAUCUUCCAAAUAAAUUUAAGGACCAUGUAGCCUUUAAUAAGGAAUAUGACUAUACUGAUAAUUGCAACUCUUCCUUAUCCUAACUGAAGAUUCAUUAUUAUUUCUUCCAGAUUUUUUAAAAAAGGAAUUAGGAAUUUGAAUUUACAAGAAAAUCUUGGAUAUGUUUUUUUCCAUCUAACCAUAAUUUCAGGUUAUCAUCAUCUUUGAUUUUGACAAAUGUAAAGCCAGAAGCAUAACUAAUGUAAGAUUAGCCUCUUAAAUGAAGUAUAGAAUUGAAAUAAUUAUCCAGAUGAUAGGCUUUUGUCUAUGCUUUGUUAUGAAUAAGAAAGGCAUAUACAGAUCUAGGCAUUACAUUUACAGUUAAAAAUGUGUCAAGCAAAAUAUGAGUUUUGACUAUAUACUAUCAAGGUAAGUUCACCUUUUGUUUUUUGCCAUUUAUUUCAGAAACAUUAACAAUAUACAGUAUAUAUAUUCAUCUCACUAAGGGAGGGGCAGUUACAACUAUUUAAAUUUAAUUAACCAGCUACUUUUGGUCUCAUUUACCUUGGCUAACUAAAACUCUGGAAAUAGAACUUAGGUAUUUCAUAUAUAAUUGUUAGAAAAGGUGCCAAAUAAAUUACAAAAUUCUUGUCUAACUAAGCUUAAUGCUUUUUACUUUAAAGGGAACUGCUACUUGUAUACAGAUUUACAUGUAAUCUAAAUAUUUAUUUUUGCUUUUUGCAUAAGCUUACUGUCUGUAAUUAUCCUUGAUUUUAUUUUUGUAUGAAACAAAAAUUGAGGACUUGGUGAAAGAAAAAAGUAGUUACAGCAGAGCCUCCCUAAUAAAAAAUUAAUUGAGGAAAAAGUCAAAAUUAUAAAAUAUCUUUAAAGUCAUGCACUUUCCUUAUUUCAAGGCAACUUAAACUUAAACUAGGAUAUGUUCCCUAGUAGAGGUGCUUGAAGGGUUAGACUAGGCAGGUUGGUUUAGGGUUAGCAUGUCAUCUGUAUAUAAAUUACUAGAAAAUAGCAGUUUUAAGAGUUUUCUGUUUCAGUUUUAUUUACACUCCUAAUUGCUUUUAAGCACUUUUUUUGUGUAAACUGUAAAUUCUGGCCUAGCCCUUGUGAAGAAAAUUACAAACAAAAUAAAUUUUAGUGAGUAAAAUUUAACCACUUAAAAAUGGGGAAAUUUGUUUGCUGAAGCACUUAAGAAAUGAAGGUACGUUACAAGAAUAUUCACUAUACUAGUAGAAAAAAAUGUUGAGAAUUGAGGCAGUUAACCAAAGUAGCUUAUAUAAAUAAUAAAACCAACCUGAGUUUUUGCCUCAGUUAUCAAGGUUUGGUUGUAAUUAUCCUAGAACCAGUAGAUACAAUAAAUCUAUUAAUUCUAUUUUUUAAGGCAUUCUUACUUUUGUGUGGAAAGGUAUUUGGGUACUUACAUGAUUGAACUUGACUAUAUGAGGUACUAUUAGUCUGUUAGUCUUUCAAAUUGACUUGAAAAAAUACAUAUCUUUAUGACUUCUAUCAUAAAGACCAACAAGACUUUUAAAUGAAAACUUAGCAUAACGAAAAGAAGUCAUACCUAAACAUGUACCCUGCCUUACGUGUAAGCCAAUGUAGAGAAGCUUGCACUUAGAGAAAGGCAGGUGGCAUGUAUGUGUGUGCGUUGGUGUGUGUUUGGUAGCAGAAUAAUGGGUAUUGCAUUUUCACAUUGGAAAGAAUACUUUGCUUUUUGAAGGUAUUUACUUUAGAGUUCUUUUAAAUAAUAAUUUCCUAAUGCUUUAAAUAUAUGGUUUGAUUGUAGGAAUUUGUUUACAGUAUAGAACUUUUCUGGAAUGCAUCUCUUAUAUGAAAAGAAAUAAUAUUUUAUUUAGUUAUUGUAGAUACUUAAACUUGAAUGGUGAUUUACUGUUUUAUAAAAUGCUUUCACAGUUAUCUCAUUUAUACUUCAUAACAGCUCUGAAACAGAAAGGACAUGCUGUAUUCCCAUUUUAGAGAGAAAGAGUCUGAGGUUAAGAUAAAGGACUCAGUAGAUUAAGCCCACAUCAUUACUAAGUGGCAGAGCUACUAACAGGGAAAGAGAGCUAGCAUUAAUGAAUGCUUGCUAUGUGCCAAGCACUACAUUUUCUCAUGUAAUCUUAAACAGUCUGGGGGUAGAUAGUGUAAUUCUUUGAGAAAUAGUCUCAGUGGGUGAACAAACAUUUUCUGCUGCCUCUAAUUUCCUAAUUAGAAUAUAAGCAAUUUUGUGAAAAGCUCAUGGAUUUGGGCAAACUGAAUGUAUAUAAGUUUUUGAAGUUGGCACAAAAAAUAGGAAAUGAGGCCUAUUCUUUUCAGUUAACCUUUUUUAAUUUUUGAUUUGGAAUAUUUUGCACAAAUAUUCCAUUAACUCUAAAUUCCAUUAAUUCUGUAACUCUAGUUAAGUUUUUGAAUCUCUCAACUAGGUUUGACCUCAUACAGAAUUUUUUUUAUUUUAUGAGCAUAAUUUAUUGUCUUAAAUUAAUUUUUAGCUGAUAGCAGUUAGCACUUAAUAUGCAUAUUGAAUAAUUUAUCAAGGGUAGAAAUUUGUUAACUGAAUCAGUUUUUACUUAACUGCACCAAAGAUUUCUAGUAGGUAUUAAAAUAGUUUAAAAGAGUUUGCAUUCUUUGUUGUUUGAAUAACUAUUUGUCCAAAGAAGCACAGUUGAAGUCCUAGGAUUAUGGAUUUUUAAAAAAAAAUCAGUAGUUUGAAUACUAAGAGUAUUUGUGUUUAUAUGUAUAAAAAUAAGAACAGAAGGAAAUACUCUGGGAGUAGUCAUACUGACAAACCAGUUAGAAGUAAGAAUAUUCAGUUUUCCUCAGUUUCAUUAAUUGAAUGUUAUCUUUUAAGUGGACACUAUUAAAUGCAAAAUAACAAGCUUAUUUUUUACACUACACUAUCAAAAUAAUUUUUUGCCUUAGAAUUUUUUUUAAGACAAGUUGAAGUUAUUUUUGUAAGAAACCCCACCUAUUUUUUGCAGCCUAAAAUGCCAUUUAAGUUAGGAUUUGUUCUUCAUGCCAGCAAGAUGUAACCAACAACUGUAGAGGUCGUAAUCUUUGCUUACUUUUAAGUAAUUUAGUCAUUGACUGCUGGGAGAGAAGAGAAGUAGCAAAAAUAGGUUCUUAAACUGGUGCUUUAUUAAGUGACUUCCUUUUAAGUGAUGUCAUGAAAUAGGUACACACUGAUAAUUCUCUGUCAACCUUGAAAGUGUCAAAACUUCUCUGCAGAAUAACUAUAAACAGAUAAGGACUAUUACAUAAUUAUCAUUGUUGCUUUUUACUCUAUAAUUGCAAACAAAUUAAAACACAAACUGAUGUAAGUCCGAGUCUUCUUCCUACCAGGUCAUUCUAAUAUAUCGUUGAAAAGUCAGAUUUGGAGCAUUAGCUCUUCACAGUGUCCUUCAGACUGUCCUGUUCUGUAUUGAAUGCUUUGUGCCUUUUCAGUGUGGUGUUCUUGCCUAGAGUCGAUUCUGCUGGUAAUAAAUGCCUUUGAUUUGUCGCUGUGGGUCUUGUGUUUGUGUCGCCUGCUGGUCAGGCAGCACUUCUUAGGUUGCUUUCUGUUCACACAGGGAAAUCGGCACUGAGUCCUAGUGGGAACAUUUGUCUUUGUCUUUUUAAACCUCUGUUGUAUCCUUGAUGGUUACUGUGCAGCUGCUCCCAGGCCUGUGUCUGGAUGGAUGCUUAGACACAGUCUAGAUGUGUCCAGACAAAUAAAAUAAAAUGAGUAGUGUGUCACCUCUCUGCUGCCUCCUCUCACCAACCCCCCUUUUUAAAAGUAAUCAGUUAUAACCACACAGCUCCUCACUGAAUGGCUUCUUAUUUCAGUUUGCCUAAAAGUGAACAAGAAGUGAUGGUUUGACAUGAGUUUCCCAUAGGAGCAGCACCGUUCCAGCGAACAUGCAACUUGAAUUGAUGAACUCAAGAAAAAUGAGGACUUUUAAAGUUGUAUUUGGAUUAUUCUAAAAUUCAGUGCCAAAUUGAAAAUGACUAAAAAUGUAUUCUUUAAUAAGGAACAGAGCAUUUCUAAACUUAAAAUAGUAAUAGGGUAAAUGUUACUUGCUAUUAGAGUGACUAAUGGGAAAUGUGACACAAUUUUCUAAAAAUUUCUAGGAAGUAUAGAAAAUUCUUUCUUAAAUCCUCUCCUUUCGCACAUUCCUCUCUUGGAAAACUCUAUAGUGGUGUUUUUUUUGGGGGGGGGCGGUGAGAGGGGAUUAUCCCCUUAUUUCCUCUAAAAUUAUUUCUACUUUAAGAUAUUUUUAUCCUAAAAUAUUGGCAUGCUUUCUGAUAUGCCUCUUUGGAAGUAGCAUUAAGAUAGAAGUAAUAGUAUUAGAUUGUGUGGAAGAUGAAAAAUUUUCAGUAGAGUGCCUAUGUUUUGUUUACUUUUAAUGUUUCAACUUGCUGUGAUUUGAUCUGAAGUCUGUGACUAUUGAAAAACCCCCAAACAAUUGAAAUUUAGCCUCUGUAGCCAGUUAUUAAUGAGAAAGUAAGGAUUAUAUUCAGAGAAUAGAGAGUAUAUGAAGGUGGACACACCUUUUUUUUUAAUUGUUAGGUAAAGAGUACUUUACUGCCGCAUUACUGUGGGAGAUCCUAAAACAUUUCUUAAAUGAAGAGCAUGUACACUUCUUAUUAUUUCACCUCUUUGCUUCGUAUUCCUACUUGCAUUAAAGUUGGACAAUGUACUGUGGUGUAAUUAAAAAAUUUUUACUCCUUUCAGCAGACUUUUCUUAUCCCUAUAGGUUAAACUGUAUCACAGUUGAUGAGUGUGGCUGCCAAAAAAUGAGUACAGAGGUGGGCAUUUGCUGCUCCAUGUUAUGUAAUAAAUGUUCUGAUUAAGGGGAUUUAUGAUGUAUAUUAAAAUGGAAAUGCUUUUGAACUUAGUUUUCAGUCUCAAAUCCUAAGUUUUGUUUCUAAUCAUUAAGGACACUUAAAAGCAAUUACAAAGAAAAAUCUAAAAUAUCAAAGUUAAUUAUUUUGUCAAUUGUGUGAAGUAUCCUGUGAUUUUUAUAGAUAUUUUGGCUGUCUUGUGUUUCUUAAGUACAAAUGUCUAGAAAAAUUCAGUUCUCUGUAAAGACUAGGAAGUGUAUUGUAUAUCGAACUAGUUGUUUGUGUUAUUUUGAUAUUUAAAAUAAAUAAGAAGUUCUUUGGUCCUAAUAAA